Molecule: messenger RNA, 3441 nt
Organism: Paramecium tetraurelia
Lineage: Eukaryota; Ciliophora; Oligohymenophorea; Peniculida; Parameciidae
Exons: 7
Biological process (GO): phospholipid translocation
Cellular component (GO): plasma membrane
Molecular function (GO): ATP binding; magnesium ion binding; ATP hydrolysis activity
Source: RefSeq, a predicted model, not a curated record
AUGGGCGUGUAUUGUAUACAAAGAAUAUUCAAUUAAUAUUAUAUAUAUAUGAACAUAGUUGAGUACCGAAAGCAUCGGAAUGAAAACUAAAUCAGAACUUGCUGCUGCAAAAGAAGAGCCCCUUGGGAAUUACAACCAGACAGAAAAAUUCUGAUUGGUACCGCAGAUAAAAAUAUUCCCAAUAAUAGAGUCGAGACUUCAAAGUAUAAUAUGCUCACAUUCUUACCCAAAAACUCAUUGGAAUAAUUUAGGAAAGCUUCCAAUUUGUACUUUUUGCUUUUGGGCAUCUUUCAAAUCCUACCAUCAGUCACCACUACUGAUGGACAACCCACUGUGUAUUUACCUCUGUCAUUCAUCAUUAUGGUCAGCAUGAUCAAAGACUUUUUUGAAGACUUUAAAAGACACCGAGCAGAUGAUGAAGAAAACAAUCGAACAGUAUAAAAAUAUUCACUUCGAACAGGAGUCUUUGAGUAUGAUAAAUGGUAAAAUGUGUAUGUUGGAGACAUCAUCAGAAUUGCAAAUAAAUAGAGAAUUCCUGCUGAUAUUAUUAUCUUAGCUACUUCUAAGGGAGGAGAAUGCUUUGUAGAAACUAAGAAUUUAGACGGUGAAACUAAUCUCAAACCCAAAUAUGCACAUCCAUAAUUGCAAACCUUAUACAAAUAGCUAAAUGAAAAAGAAUUUGUAACCAUGGAUUUUGAACGAUAAAAUCCUCUAAUGUAUAAAUUUAAGGGUAGCUUCAAUAUUGUUAAUGAAAAUAAGGAAUUACCAAAGGAAGCAUUGAAUUAUGAAAAUUUCUUAGAAAGAGGGUGUUCUCUCUAAAAUACUGACUGGAUUUUGGCAGUUACUGUAUAUACAGGACAUGACACCAAGAUUAUGAUGAACUCGAUUAUAGGAAAGAUGAAAUAUAGCACGGUUGAGAAAUUGAUGAGUAAGUAGAUCUUAUGGGUAUUCUUGUUUUUGUUGUUUGAAUGUAUUUUUGCAUCAACAUAUUAUAAUAUAUGGUACCAAAGAAACAUGAAUGAAGUACAAUCAUAUUUGAAUAUUGAUAAAAAUGCUCCAGAAAACAGUUCCUUUUACAAUUUUGUCUUAAGAUUUGCAAUGUGGUUCUUAUUAUUAGGUAAUAGUGUCCCAAUAUCGUUAUUGGUUACUUUAGAGACUGUCAAGUUCUUUUAAGCUUAAAUGAUUUAAUGGGAUAAGAAUUAUCUAACACUUGAUCGACCUGCUGCAGUUCAUUCCUCAAAUCUAAGUGAAGAAUUGGGAGUUAUUGAAUAUAUAUUUAGUGAUAAAACGGGAACAUUGACAUAGAACAUUAUGAAAUUUAAAUCUCUUAUUAUUGAUGAAGUUGUUUAUGGCGAUAUCGAGGAAAAAAGCUAAAAUUAAUAAGAUGUAAUAGAUGAAAAACCCUUUUAAGAAAAGCAUAGAAUUGUAUCUUAAAAUGUUGAUUUUACAGAUGAUGCCCUAUAUUCUGAAUUGAUCUCUGAAUUUAUGAAUAAAAAAUCAGCUCGAAAUUUCACAAGUAACGACCAUGUGUUCCUAAGUCUUCUUUGUUUAUCCUUGUGUCACACAAUUUAAACAGAAUUAGUCGAGAAUAUUGAAUCUGAGAUUUAAUAUAAUGCUAGUUCUCCAGAUGAGUUGGCAUUAGUUAGUUUUGCAGCUGAGAUGGGAUUUAAAUAUAUUGGGAAGGAAGAUAAUGUGAUGAAGGUUUACAUAAAGCAUACAAAGGAAAUUUUAAAGUUUUAAAUUUAGUAGGUUAUUGAAUUUAAUAGUACUAGAAAAAGAAUGUCAAUAGUGUUAAAAGAUUAAAAUGGAAGAUUAACUUUAUUUUGUAAAGGAGCAGAUAAUGUUAUUUUAUCUAUGUUAUAAGAUUUUGAGGAGAAUGAUACUAUUUAGAAAAAUAUCUUAUUUGAAAUAAAAAAACAAUUACAAGAAUAUGCCACUAUUGGACUAAGAACUCUAGUGUUGGGAUACAAGGAAUUGGAGUAAAAAGAAUAUGAAAAGUUUUUAUCUGAAUAUAAUAGAGCGUAAUCUAUUUUAGAUGAUGAUUAAUUGAGAGAAUCACUGAUGAAUCAGUUAGAGGAAAUGAUUGAAAAUAAUUUAUAGUUAUUAUGUGCAACAGCUAUCGAAGAUAAAUUAUAAGAUAAAGUUGGAGAAGUAAUUGCUGAUUUAAAAUCUGCUGGAAUCAAUGUGUGGGUUUUGACUGGAGAUAAGAUUGAAACAGCCAUUAAUAUUGGAUUCUCAUGUAAAUUACUUACAGAUUAGGUGAAAAGAUUUAUAAUAGACGGAGAUUCAGAAGGAUAGGUUGAAAGAUAAUUAGCCAAAGUUACCAAUAGUAUUAAUGAACAACCUGAAGAACCGUUAUCAUUGAUAGUGUCAGGAGUGGCUCUUGUUAUAAUCAUACACAAUUUUAAAGGAGCGUUUUUUAAAGUAGCCUUGAAGGCUAAUGCUGUGAUGGCUUGUAGAGUUUCUCCAAAAUAAAAAUAAGAAAUUGUGAAUUUGGUUAGAAAAUUGACUGGCAAAAUAACAUUAGCCAUUGGUGAUGGUGCAAAUGAUGUGGCUAUGAUUACUUAGGCUCAUGUUGGUAUUGGAAUUAGAGGUUUAGAAGGGUAGUAAGCAGCAAAGGCAAGUGAUUAUGCUAUUGGAGAAUUUAAACAUUUAAGAAGGUUGUUGUUUUAUUCUGGACACGAAUCCUAUAGGAAGAACAGCAAUUUAAUUCUAUUUAACUUUUACAAGAAUCAAUUAUACAUCGGAGCAUUUUUCUUUUUCGGUUUUUCAAAUGGAUUUAGUGGAUAAAAUCUGUAUGAUUAAUGGCUUUCUUAAAUUUUUAAUGUAUUCUUUACAAGUUUACCUAUUAUUCUAUUUGCUUUAUUUGAUGAGAAGUAUCCAAACUCAAAUUAUAUGCAAUUGGUUUAAGAUAAGGCAAAUUUCUUAGAAUCCAGGCCUGAUAUUUAUAGGGAGUAUUUGACUAAGCCUAUCUUUAACUUAGUGUCCUUUUGGCAAUAAUUCUUAUGGGGAUUGUUUUAAGCAAUAUUGUUAAUGAUAAUUUCAUUUUAUGCAUUUGAACCUAUUUCACCUCAUUUUCAUGGAUAGAAUUCUACAUACUUAGAAGCUGGAAUGACAAUAAUGAGUGCAGUUGUAAUUAUUGUAAAUUUUAAAGUUCUCCUGCUACACAAUACUAAUUAUCCAAUCAUAGUCUAUAUUAACAUUGGAUCAACCACCUGCUUUAUAUUAUUUUUCUUACUUUUCUCUCAAUACCCCUUUUUUGAAAGCUUUGAUCUCUUUCAAAGAUUGUAUGAGUGCUUUAAUUACUAUAUGGCAAUGAUAUUGAUGUUGACUGUUACCAACUUCUUUGAUCUCGGGAGACAGAGAUAUAAUUACUUUGUGGAUUAACAAAGAGAACAUCAGUAAAACAACCCACCAACUUAAUUAGAAAUUGAAAUGUGA